Cryptococcus amylolentus CBS 6039 is the source of this 579-nucleotide messenger RNA. RefSeq lists its product as hypothetical. The record is from RefSeq and is a predicted model, not a curated record. Lineage: Eukaryota; Fungi; Basidiomycota; Tremellomycetes; Tremellales; Cryptococcaceae. The coding region runs from base 1 to 579 and encodes 192 amino acids. The transcript has a single exon.
AUGUCUUCCAAACCUGCCCAGCCUGACACUCUUGCCUCUCAGCCUUGGCAGGCUGGUACCAAUCCCAACUACGAGCUCGACAACAGCCUCCUCGUGCAGUCGGUCGUGGCCUACUACUCUCCCUUGGGUGGAGACCACCAUACCUCUCGAGACUUUGAAUAUGGCACGAGGGUACCACAGUCUAGGUAUGGAGGUGAUGGGAAGGAGAGUGGAUUCAGGAGUGGUUCAGGCUGGCCGGGAAGUACCCACCCUUCUCAGCCAACCGACGUCAACCCAUUCUCGUCACCAGAAGAUCUUCCAGAGGACAAGCCCCCUUCCUAUACCACUCCCUCCACUAACGCCGAGCAUGAUGGUACCAGAACGAAUAUGGAAACACUCGACAUCGAGGAAGGCAGCCGGCGCGGCACUAGGACCGCCGAUGGCCGCAAGAGGGGCCGAGGUCCAAAGUUGUCGACAGUAGUCGCUGGGGGUAUCACCCUGGUGGUGACAGCCGGUCUCGGGGCCGGGACUGUUGCUAUCUAUGAAUCGAGAAAGGGGAGCAACCACAAUGAUACCGCCAGCAAUGGGGCAGGAAUGUAA